AUGGGAAAUCAAGGCCAGCUUCUCAGCUUCCUUAACUUAAUUUCUCCCUUAAAAAAUAAAGGGACCCUUUUAAGAAAUGUAGCUCUCGUACUUAUUGUUUAUAUGUAUGCCGGUGUAAUGUACAUACUAUUGAGGAACAGUAUUGACAAUUUAAAUCUCUACCAACUCGGCGUUAUUGGCGGAUUCAAUAUACUCUUUUUUCUCUUCUUUAUCAGCUUUAUUCGAUCUGCGGUGACUGACCCUGGUGUGGUUCCCUUGAAUUGGGGGUUUUAUAUGGGUGAUGAUACAAAGAGGAGAAGAUAUUGCAAAAUUUGCAAUGUUUGGAAGCCCGACAGAACACACCACUGCUCCUCAUGCAACCGUUGUGUUUUAAACAUGGACCACCACUGUCCCUGGAUUGGAAACUGCGUUGGAUUCUACAACCGUAAAUACUUCAUGCAACUCUUAGUGUACUCAAUUUUCACGCUUGGUUUUACCCUGUUGCAAUCAGUAUUAUAUUUGUACAAUGAGACUAUUGAGAAUUCUAAUGACGAAUUCGACGAGGUCGGUACCAAGGCAAUUUCCUACAUUUACGUUUGUGGUAUGAUCUUUAUCGGACUUGCACUUAUUAUUGCUCUGAUUCCAUUCGUCCAAUUCCACUUCAAAUUGGUCUUGAGAAACUCGACAACUAUAGAGAAUUUAGAUGAUUCUAAUAAGGAUUCUGGGAUGUAUGACAUGGGCGUCGGUGCUAAUUUGCAACAAGUGUUCGGUGCUAACCCACUUUGUUGGUUCGCGCCUUGUAACCUUCCUCUUAACAGACCUGUUGGCGACGGUGUAAGAUGGUCUCAGUAUUGUUAUAAUCCGAUACCUGAUAAAGUUUAA
Messenger RNA from Theileria annulata, 861 nucleotides. RefSeq lists its product as uncharacterized. Gene Ontology annotation, molecular function: palmitoyltransferase activity. The coding region runs from base 1 to 861 and encodes 286 amino acids. NCBI's taxonomy places the organism in Eukaryota, Apicomplexa, Aconoidasida, Piroplasmida, Theileriidae. The record is from RefSeq and is a predicted model, not a curated record. The transcript is spliced from 5 exons.